Messenger RNA from Rhinolophus ferrumequinum (greater horseshoe bat), 1489 nucleotides. RefSeq lists its product as uncharacterized. NCBI's taxonomy places the organism in Eukaryota, Metazoa, Chordata, Mammalia, Chiroptera, Rhinolophidae. The coding region runs from base 683 to 1489 and encodes 268 amino acids. The record is from RefSeq and is a predicted model, not a curated record. The transcript is spliced from 4 exons.
GUCAGCGUGGAUGGAAGUCAGCGUGGAUGGAAGUCGUGAACCCAGGUCUCAGUUUAAAAGUUACCAUGACAGGCCAUCGCUGACCACCAUGUAGCCAGCUCAAGCUUCUUCCAAACCAACAAGCACUCACUUAAGGCUCAAGUACUACUGCAUGCAGGCAUUCUGUGCAUGUCUGGGGUAUUUGAAUUGAAGAACACUUAACGCUUUUAAAGGAACCUGUCAGAACCAGUUGCUGCCUUGUGCCACGAUAAGCCCAAUGACACCAUAAUUUUAAGACUUAAUAAAAGAAGAUAGAAAUCUAGAUUUUUUUUUAAAUACAAUUUUUAAAUGCUACUUUUAAACUGUAUAGGCCAAACGAAACAUUUAUAUAGGCUGAAUUCAGCCUGUGGGCCUCCAACUUGCAACCACUAUUUCCUAGAGACUAAUAGUCUGAGGCAAAGUACAAAAUGAGUACCUCUGACAAGGUAAUAUUCCUUAAUCUUUACCUCGUGUGUACAGAUACUUUAAAACUGUCUGUCCUUAUAUUUUUCCCAGUCAACAAUAAAGCUAAGUAUCUUUUUGCAAUGUUUAAAAACGUGAAAUCAAGAAGCUUGGAAAAAGAGGUAAACUUUUGAGAUUGGCCUGGGCCCAAAAUACUCAAGACCCUCGGAUUGCAGUAGGUUCCCAGUCCCCACUAGAAAAGAUGAUUAAGAGUUUAGGUGGUGUCCAUUCUUCAAAAGUGAGGCAACUGUCAGCCCAAAAGUUUCAACAGGAGAAUGAAACAGUUCAUAAACUUAAGACCAUGUCUUUUGACUUCUGGAUUGCCAAAGCAGACGAAUACUAUUAUCAGCAGCAUCAAAAAAUGAUGCAGGAAAAGGCAUGGAAAUACAAAGUCGCUCCGAAAUGGGCAAUUACAACAAAGGAAGAGAGACCACACAGUGAAAAAAGAGAAGAUGCUAAAAAAUGGGACUAUCUCGUGUCUGAGGGGGAGCUGAACCAGAUAAAGAAACACAUACACAGAACCGAACAAGCUAGAGGCCUCAGAGACCCCCAGAAUCGACUACCUCCUCAAAGAAUUCCAAGUGAAGAACUUUUCACCAAAACGUCCACACUAGAGAAGGAUGAGAAGACUGAAAAUAUCCAGAAAACACCCAAAGCUAUAUCCCAAAAGCACAAGGUGGCAUGGGCAAAGGAACAGAUAAAGGGACACCGAGAUCGAAUGACUCGAGGGAGAGAACUCUCAGAGCAAAGAAAUGAUGAACGAGGUGCCCAGAAACUCCUAACCCAAGUUCCUCUCCCAAAACCUCAAGUGGAGAAAGAGGAAGUGAAAGAAUCUGAAUGGGUCACAGCCUAUCCAAUUGUCCAGCCUCACCAGAAAGCACUUACGGAAGUGACUGUCCUGAUGGAAAAGUCAAAAGAGGCCAAACUUAAAAAACCACUUCGAAGAGAGCACUUGAGCAUUCCACCGUUUCUGAAAAGUCAACUAGAAAAAAAUAAAAUUAUUUUCUAG